Phacochoerus africanus (Common warthog) is the source of this 2073-nucleotide messenger RNA. RefSeq names its product RALY heterogeneous nuclear ribonucleoprotein (gene RALY). The transcript is spliced from 12 exons. The record is from RefSeq and is a predicted model, not a curated record. Gene Ontology annotation, molecular function: RNA binding. Gene Ontology annotation, cellular component: nucleus. Bases 703 to 1722 code for a protein of 339 amino acids. Lineage: Eukaryota; Metazoa; Chordata; Mammalia; Artiodactyla; Suidae.
UAGGCUGGAGAGGUGGGACGAGCCUUUGCGCGUGGGGGGCCGGGCUGUGUCAGGGCGAGGCUACGGACUCCUCGCGCUUGAGUCGCCGUGCCCUUUGGAGACAGAGGCGGGGGAAGAGGGCGACUGGGCCACGGCCGGAGCGGCGGGCGGCGUGGAGCCCGCUUCUUGCUCUCCUACCCCCGCGCGCCUCAGUGGUGCUGGCCGAGGGAAGGACUCGCGGCUGCGGGACUCGCGCGGCUGUCAGUGCGGCGGGGCGCGCGAGCAGCGCGGCUGCGGGGUGGGCUGACCCGAGAGGAGCUGAGGGGGCGGUAGCGGCAGCGGCGAUUCGCGUGCCUGUGCUCGGCUCCUCACGCCGCGGCCGGGGCCGCCUUCUCCCUCCUUCCUUCCCGCCCCCGAGUGCGGCGGUACCGCCUCCUUCAGCGCCGCGCGGCUUCCUCCAGACCUCCGUGCGCGGGCAACCUAGGAAAUCCAGGCCUUUGGGUUGAGAUGUGAAUCAGCCAUACAAUAUUUAACUCCAGGGCCAUCCCUUAGCCUUCUACACACUGAACUGAAACUCAAGCCCUCUCCUUGGAACUCUUCAAAGACUGGAGGAAAUUCCUUAAAACCAGUGGUGAGCUCUGUUCUCAGAGGCAUUUGGUGCUGAUCCUGUAACCCAAAAGAGGAAAUUGCUGCCUGAGAUCAGCCUUGGUACUGGUGGCUACCAUGUCCUUAAAGAUCCAGACAAGCAACGUAACCAACAAGAAUGACCCCAAGUCUAUCAACUCUCGGGUCUUCAUUGGAAACCUCAACACAGCCGUGGUGAAGAAAUCUGAUGUGGAGACUAUCUUCUCCAAGUAUGGCCGUGUGGCCGGCUGUUCUGUGCACAAGGGCUAUGCCUUUGUGCAGUAUGCCAACGAGCGCCAUGCCCGGGCAGCUGUGCUGGGAGAGAAUGGGCGAGUGCUGGCCGGGCAGACCCUGGACAUCAACAUGGCUGGAGAGCCCAAGCCCAACAGACCCAAGGGGCUAAAAAGAACAGCAUCUGCCAUAUACAGUGGCUACAGCUUUGACUAUGAUUACUACCGGGACGACUUCUACGACAGGCUAUGCUGCAGCCUCUGGCCCAUUUGCUCUCACAGGCUCUUCGACUAUCGGGGCCGCCUGUCACCAGUGCCAGUGCCCAGGGCGGUCCCUGUGAAGCGACCCCGGGUCACAGUCCCCUUGGUCCGGCGUGUCAAAACCACCAUACCUGUCAAGCUCUUUGCCCGCUCCACAGCUAUCACCACCGGCUCAGCCAAGAUCAAGUUAAAGAGCAGUGAACUGCAGGCCAUCAAGACAGAGCUGACCCAGAUCAAGUCCAACAUCGAUGCCCUGCUGGGUCGCUUGGAGCAGAUUGCUGAGGAGCAGAAAGCCAAUCCAGACGGCAAAAAGAAGGGCGAAGGUGGCAGCGGCGGUGGCAGUGGCAGCGGCAGCGGCGGUGGCGGCAGCGGCGGUGGUGGCAGCGGCGGUGGCAGUGGUGCUGGCAGUUCCAGUGGUGGUGGCAGUGCCGGUGGUGGCGGCAGUGGCAGUAGUGGUGGCAGUAGCCGGCCACCAGCCCCUCAAGAGGACACGGCUUCUGAGGCAGGCACGCCCCAGGGAGAAGCACAGGCUCGAGAUGACGGCGACGAGGAGGGGCUGCUAACACACAGCGAGGAAGAGCUGGAGCACAGCCAGGAUACAGACGCGGAGGAUGGGGCCUUGCAGUAAGCAGCCUGACAGGAGUGAUGGCCACCGGCAGGAGAAGGGUGUGCACUGUACCGGGCUGGGCACCCACCCCUGGAUGCCACCCCCAGCGGGUCCUAGAGGAGAGCUGGCAGCAGGCACCUCCUCCCUCCCUCGUCCCAACCAGUGCCACAUUCUCUGCAGGUGGAGUUUUUGGCAUCCCCUCCACACUCCCUUCCUGUUGGCAAUGCCCAGGCCAGAGGGCAGAGCACAGUUUCCCUACACUCUGCCUUCCCUCCCCAGGACACUCCCAGGCUGGGGGUUUUUCUAUAGGUUUGGAGUGGGGCGGGGGAGGGACAGGGAGGAGACCCUGACAAUAAAGAGAUUGGAUCCCAA